This is a messenger RNA of Candidula unifasciata, 1725 nucleotides long. The record is from the annotation of a GenBank genome assembly. Lineage: Eukaryota; Metazoa; Mollusca; Gastropoda; Stylommatophora; Geomitridae.
AUGGCUGCUGCAACUGUUUACUUGGGCUUUCUGCUAGUGGCUCUGGUCUUCGCUUACUUCAAAAUAUUCUACAGGAGACUGCGUGCUGGUGAACCUCCCUUAGCUCCGGGUCAUUUUCUUUGGGGAAACGGUAAGCAGUUUACUGACCACGCUGUCAAGUUUCUGCACGCUGCCCACAAGAAAUGCGGGGACGUGUUUACUGUCCGCUUCUUAAACCAGUACUGGACAAUGGUGCUGGACAUUCACAGCUACGAGCAGUUUGCCAAGGAGAAGAACUUUGAUUUUGAUGCCAUACAGGAGCAAGUCAACAACAAUGUAUUUGGAUAUCACAUUGUUGACGCCAGAAAAAUGAUUAGCGAGGCGGGUCAAAAAGUCAAUGGUAAACAUUUAUUUACAUCCCUGGAGAACUUCGCCAAUAAUCUCACAGAGGCUUUCAAGCAGACGGCUUCAGAAGCAGACAAUGCUACUGUAACUAGAGAAAAUAAGACUAUGAUCAAUAACAUGAAAAACAAUAGCAACAUUCUAGCGAACGAAAAACGAAAUGAUCUUUAUGAUCUUUUGGAGACGGACGUUAAAAAAGAUUACAAUAUUGCAUCAAUCAUGGCCUCCGAAAAACUGCUGGAACAACCGUCAACCUUCAAGGCCGAUUAUUUUGCCGAUUCUUGGAGCCAAGACAACUUGAGAAACCUGGCAUCAAAGACUUUCUUUUCUCCCGUCUUCUACACCAUCUUUGGACGAGAAGAGGCAGGCAAAGAGAGCAACUUUCACCCACAAGUGUUCCACAAAAACUUCGACCAGUUCCACAAGUACUUCAACUUUUUGUGGCUGGGGCUACCAGUGCAGAUGUUUCCUCAGGCAGUAGAAGCAGCAGGCAUCCUGGCCCAACAGCCCAGUAGCUCAGACAUGGUUCAGAGGGAGGGCUGCUCCGACUACAUCAAGUUUGCCACAGAAUUUAUGCUGAGAAACAACCAAACAGAACGGGACAUCAUCUGCCACAACCUGGUGUUCCUCCACGUCAACUACAACACGUUCAGGGCUGUCUACUGGUGCAUGUACAAGUUGAUGGAGGACGCGGAAGUGAUGUCUGCGGUGAGGAGAGAAGUCGAGGAGGUAGUCGAGGCCAAGAGAACAGGUGCGAACCAGGCUGAAUACGAAGCUGAGUUUACCACUGAAGACAUAAAUAAGCUACCAGUUGUUGAUUCAUUUCUGAAGGAAGUCAUUCGCUGGACAAGUGGAGUGUUUAUGGUCAGAAAGUGUGUGGAGGAUACUGCCUUCACUACAGCUAGUGGUCAGACAUUCAAUAUCAGAAAGGGAGACAAAGUCGCUAUUUAUCCUCCGGUGUUCCAUCACGACCCAGAAAUAUUCGCUGAACCUGAGACCUUCAAGUACGACCGUUUCAUCGACGCUGACUUCUACAAAAACGGCAUCAAAAUUAAACAUCCUUUAAUUGGCUUUGGCUCACUGUGCCCAGGACAAAAGCUGUCAAUGCUCCAGAUCAAAUGGUUCAUCGUCAACAUCGUCAACAGCUUCAAACUAGAACUACUCGAGGGUGAGAAAACGGCUCCACACACGGGCAUGUAUGGCCAUGAGAUUUUGCCACCAACCAACGAUGUUCUCUGUCGGUUUAGACCCCGAGAGGGAGCUGUUACACUGAAGUACAUCAACAACUAUGGAUCCAAUGGAAGCAAGGGGCUCGGGGGUAUUUCGUCAGGAAAUCUGUUGUGA